AUGGGUUUACUGUGCGCCAAGCUGCGCGACUGCUGUUGUUGUGUUCGAUCGAUGGAGGAAUUCCAGGUGCUGCUCCUCGGACCCUCGGGCAGUGGCAAAACGGAGCUGGGACACCGCUUGAGCAGAUCUCCACGAGCUUCGGAUGACCAGGAGGCGACGAACGGGGUGCGUUGCUAUCAGAUUUCCGGAGGAUUUCAGGAUAUUUCAGAACUGCCAGCGAAACUCCAGCUGACCGAAGUGGGUGGAAAUGCGGAGAUGCAGCGCCUGUGGCGGCACUAUUACGCCUCCUCGCACGCCCUCAUAUACUGUUUCGAUCUGGGUUCGGAUCCGGAGGGACUGGAGGCCACGUUCGCCCUGCUGACCCAGUGCCUGAGGGGCACUCAGCUGGCCGGCAAGCCGGUGCUCCUGGUCGCCUCACGUCAUCGCGAUGGCGUCCAGCUCUAUGACGUGGAGUAUGCCUUCGGGCUGGAGGAGCUGGCCAGGUCCUGCGGCUGCCCGCUGCUCAUCUGCCACAUGGACAGUGCCGACGAUCUGCAGCGCGGCGUCCGGUGGCUCUGUCACCAGCUGUUGGCCAGAAAAUCACAGCUGGAUCAGCGCAUUCGAUACGAUGUAAAUAUGCAGGUUUGGCAGCGCCGGAAGCGAUCGCUUUUAUCCAGCGGAAAGUUAGCCCAAGUGCAUCGACAGCGAUUUCGGAGACAUUCGCGAAGGAUAUUGCCUGCUAUCCAGGGAUUUGGAGGCAUGACAAUGCGUCCAAGUACAGCACCUGCAAACAUUUUCUUUGUGAAUUGUCGGGAACAAGAGGAAAAUCACAAUUUCUAG
Molecule: messenger RNA, 819 nt
Organism: Drosophila takahashii
Lineage: Eukaryota; Metazoa; Arthropoda; Insecta; Diptera; Drosophilidae
Product: ADP-ribosylation factor-like protein 3
Biological process (GO): cilium assembly
Cellular component (GO): cytoplasm; microtubule cytoskeleton
Molecular function (GO): GTP binding; GTPase activity
Source: RefSeq, a predicted model, not a curated record